This is a messenger RNA of Penicillium samsonianum, 1395 nucleotides long. RefSeq lists its product as uncharacterized. The coding region runs from base 1 to 1395 and encodes 464 amino acids. The transcript is spliced from 2 exons. The record is from RefSeq and is a predicted model, not a curated record. NCBI's taxonomy places the organism in Eukaryota, Fungi, Ascomycota, Eurotiomycetes, Eurotiales, Aspergillaceae.
AUGCAAAAUAAUCGUGACCGAGUCACGUCUAGUCACAAAUGGCCCUGCUCUAUCGUCGCUUGGAUUCAUAGUCUGCCCGACCAGAACGACCGCCACCCCGAAGGGGUCAGGAAACGAAAGCUUGUGGCUGCUACAAGCUGCCACAACCAACAACUCGCCAGCCCUCCCGCUUCCCUAGAAAACGAUGGCAUGAGCAAAAUGGCAUCGACACCGAAAAAGAGACGCAUAGAAGGAUCCACUACUGGCGCAUUCGCCGAUCCAGAUGCGACACCUCGUCCAGGCACGCGCAGUAUUGCGAUUUCCUCUGGGUCAUUCUCCAGGUCGGCUUCCGAGACAAGUUCGGUAGCAUCGGGAACCCCUUCAGCCAAAACACAGAUGAUGAAAAUGCGACUCAGCGAAUCAGGCGUGGAAUGCAAAGCCCUCGAAGUUGAUGCAGCACCAGAUGCCGCUCAGAAGUUGGUCAGCACGAUGGAGGAGAUUGGGCGGGCACUUGACAUUCUCCCGCAUGCCCUGGAGGCUACGAUUAUUGAGAAGGUUAAGGCUCGGAACUUGGACCAUCGCAAGUGGAGACACUCUUUCAAGCCUGCCGAGGAACAAGAUGGACUGCCUGGUCGAAUACCAACGUUCGAAGAAGUGGAAAAUAUACACAGAAAAGCCAGCGAAUGUCAGGAAUUCAACCACGAAGAGGCAAGUUGGAAUAAUAAAGUCCACCUACGCCUUCUUGAGAGCAUAUUUGAGGAGGUUCUCGGUGGACAAUGUGACGGCUUCAAUGCUAUGAGCUGUACCACCGCCCGUCCGCAUCGGGAGUUCAAACCAGUCUCGUCCUCAAUCAAGAUGGUCGACAUGUGUGUAUAUGCUUCGGUCGAUCGAGAUGCGGAUCUAGUUGCAAGUGUGAUCAAGUUCAGCACCAUCACACCAACGCAGACUGUGAAUCACACCGACUUUGAAGCUAUCAGUACACGCCCCCUUCUGUUGAGUAUCGAGACUAAGAAGCCUGGCGUCCACUGGGACACGGCACAACUGCAGAUGGGUAUCUGGCAUGCUGCACAGUGGUCAUUUCUUCGAUGGGCCGUCGGCCAAAAGCUCCUAAGGCAACGAGCCGAGAACGGAAUGGGGACGCCUGAAACGGCCGAGGAACAGAAAGAGUUCAGAACGAACAGGCUUGCGGUUCUCUCCGCCCUCGGAGCCAUACCGGGCAUCAUAAUCCAGGGCCAUCGGUGGCAUUUGGUACUUUCGACCUAUGAGGAUGGGAAGACAAAGUUGUGGACGGAUCAUCAGUUCGGGACGACUCAGAGCUGUUUGGAAAUUUACGCUGUUGUGGCUGGCAUGCGACAGCUUACGGGCUGGGCGCGAGAUGUUUACAUGCCUUGGUUCAAAGCCAGCAUAUUGGAUUGA